Arabidopsis thaliana (thale cress) is the source of this 2063-nucleotide messenger RNA. It is a transcript of the gene CKX7, whose product is annotated as cytokinin oxidase 7. NCBI's taxonomy places the organism in Eukaryota, Viridiplantae, Streptophyta, Magnoliopsida, Brassicales, Brassicaceae. Gene Ontology annotation, cellular component: cytosol. Bases 237 to 1811 code for a protein of 524 amino acids. Gene Ontology annotation, biological process: cytokinin metabolic process. Gene Ontology annotation, molecular function: FAD binding; flavin adenine dinucleotide binding; cytokinin dehydrogenase activity. The record is from RefSeq and is marked reviewed. The transcript has 4 exons.
GCAUUUUCAACGGCCGAAUGAAAUUAAAAAAUUCAUCACAAUUAAACAAUUAAUAAUAAAAAUAAUCCAAAAUCUGUAACCUCAGUCGCUAUUUAUAGCUAAGCCACAAGCUUCUCUCACCACAGACAAACAAAAAAAGGUUUGGUUCCAAAAGCUAAAAAGCUUCCAUCUACAUUAGAGUCUCUCUAUUUAGCAUUUACACACAAUCACACACACACACACACACACACACCAAAAUGAUAGCUUACAUAGAACCAUACUUCUUGGAAAACGACGCCGAGGCUGCCUCUGCCGCCACCGCCGCCGGAAAAUCUACGGAUGGUGUUUCUGAGUCACUUAACAUCCAAGGAGAAAUCUUAUGUGGUGGAGCUGCGGCGGAUAUCGCCGGGAGAGAUUUUGGCGGCAUGAACUGUGUGAAGCCUCUUGCUGUGGUGAGACCAGUGGGACCGGAAGAUAUCGCCGGAGCGGUGAAAGCGGCUCUGAGGUCAGAUAAACUAACGGUGGCGGCGCGUGGAAACGGCCAUUCUAUCAACGGUCAAGCCAUGGCGGAAGGAGGACUCGUUGUCGAUAUGAGUACCACGGCGGAGAAUCAUUUCGAGGUUGGUUAUUUAUCCGGCGGUGAUGCCACGGCGUUUGUUGAUGUCUCCGGAGGGGCAUUAUGGGAAGAUGUAUUGAAACGGUGCGUUUCGGAGUACGGUUUGGCUCCGAGGUCUUGGACUGAUUAUCUUGGGUUAACGGUGGGAGGUACGUUGUCAAAUGCCGGCGUUAGUGGUCAAGCGUUCCGUUACGGACCACAGACGUCAAAUGUAACGGAGUUGGACGUCGUUACGGGAAAUGGUGACGUCGUUACUUGCUCGGAGAUUGAGAAUUCAGAGCUAUUCUUCUCUGUUUUAGGUGGUCUUGGUCAGUUUGGUAUCAUCACCAGAGCUAGGGUUUUGCUACAGCCAGCUCCUGAUAUGGUGAGAUGGAUAAGAGUAGUAUACACCGAGUUCGAUGAGUUCACUCAAGACGCCGAGUGGCUAGUAAGUCAGAAGAACGAGUCAUCGUUCGAUUACGUGGAAGGAUUCGUGUUUGUCAACGGUGCUGACCCGGUUAACGGAUGGCCAACAGUUCCCCUCCACCCGGACCACGAGUUUGACCCGACCCGACUACCACAAUCUUGCGGGUCGGUUCUUUAUUGCCUCGAACUCGGUCUUCACUACAGAGACUCCGAUUCCAACUCAACCAUUGACAAGAGGGUGGAGAGAUUGAUCGGACGGCUAAGAUUUAAUGAAGGAUUAAGAUUCGAGGUAGAUCUGCCGUACGUUGACUUUUUACUACGAGUCAAACGGUCAGAAGAAAUCGCGAAGGAGAACGGUACGUGGGAAACGCCUCACCCUUGGCUCAACCUCUUCGUGUCGAAGCGAGACAUCGGAGAUUUCAAUCGGACGGUGUUCAAAGAACUUGUCAAGAACGGAGUCAAUGGUCCAAUGCUUGUGUACCCACUCUUGCGAAGCAGGUGGGAUGAUCGGACGUCCGUGGUUAUACCGGAAGAAGGAGAGAUAUUCUACAUUGUGGCAUUGCUUCGGUUCGUGCCGCCGUGUGCGAAAGUCUCUUCGGUAGAGAAAAUGGUAGCUCAAAACCAAGAGAUCGUUCAUUGGUGUGUCAAAAACGGAAUUGAUUACAAAUUGUAUCUUCCUCAUUACAAGUCUCAAGAGGAAUGGAUUCGCCAUUUUGGAAACCGAUGGUCGAGAUUUGUUGAUAGGAAAGCUAUGUUUGAUCCCAUGGCUAUACUUUCACCGGGUCAAAAGAUUUUCAAUAGGUCUCUUUGACCCCUCAUAUUUUUACUUUUUUUACUUUUCUUAUUUUUACUUUUGUAUUCUUGAGUUUUGUGGUCUUUAUGUAAUUUUUUCUGUAUUUUUCUUUUUUCCCAAGAAAAAAAUCAGCUGGUUUUUUAUAAAAGGUGGCCUACGAGUCAUGUCCAAUUAUGAAUAACAAAAUCACAAGAAAAACGUCCUUGUUUGGUUAUCUUGAAAUGUAAUUUAAAAUUUGUUAUAUUAUGAAUUAAGUAAUUAAUUAGUCAA